AUGGUUUGUAGAAGAGCUGCUCCUCUGUACAUUCCUCUUUUCCAAGCCUUCUUUGUCGCCUCGGUCGUCGUCAUCGUCAAUUCUUUCGAUCUGGAGCCCGAGAAUGUGGCGGUGGCAAUUGACGUGGCACAUGAAGCCCUCACGAGAGUCGGGAAUUGGGUAGAAGAGUCUUACGAGGUACUAAGGCAAGAAAAGGAUGAUGUGGUCAUCGGUGCUGGUCUCGCGUUGACCGACUGCGUCAAACUCUAUGAGGACAGUGAGCGACGGAUCAUGCAAGCGGCGACGGUGGGAUAUAAUGACAAUCUGACGUGGUUGAGUGCCAUGCUGACUAGCCACCAGACGUGCACCAAGGAGCUGCAGAGGUGUAAUGUGACAAUGCCAUCGCCGGUGGGAGACAGAACAAUGGUGGUUCUCCGACAAGUUCUUGCAACGCACGCGCUACACAUGCCGAAGUCAAUAAGAAGGGCGAAACAAAGCAGACACUGUUAUGGCUCAAAAUGGAUCAGUCAACUACAACACCAUCAAUGCGGUUGUCACGGCUCUAGGCAGACUUCGGUAGCAGAAGAGAAGUGGAAGACUGGCGUUGACAUGAAAUCCGACACCUACAUAGAGGAUGUCAAGGUCAACAUGCACAACAUAAUGUUCGUCGGAGAUGACAUUGACAGUACUGUCGUCACUGGCUAUCGAAGUGUGCCAGAUGGCUACACCCCCUUCAGCUCAGCCACCUUCAGCAUGACACUUGUGACAGGGGACGGGUUCUGGGUGAGGGACAUGACAUUCGAGAACAUGGCCAGGCUGGCGAAGUACUAUGCCGCAGCAAUGACUGUGGCCUCCGACCGCUCUGUGUUCUACUGA
This is a messenger RNA of Zingiber officinale, 855 nucleotides long. Its product is annotated as probable pectinesterase/pectinesterase inhibitor 32. NCBI's taxonomy places the organism in Eukaryota, Viridiplantae, Streptophyta, Magnoliopsida, Zingiberales, Zingiberaceae. Gene Ontology annotation, biological process: cell wall modification. The record is from RefSeq and is a predicted model, not a curated record. The coding region runs from base 1 to 855 and encodes 284 amino acids. The transcript has 3 exons. Gene Ontology annotation, molecular function: pectinesterase inhibitor activity; pectinesterase activity.